This is a messenger RNA of Opisthocomus hoazin, 1365 nucleotides long. The record is from RefSeq and is a predicted model, not a curated record. NCBI's taxonomy places the organism in Eukaryota, Metazoa, Chordata, Aves, Opisthocomiformes, Opisthocomidae.
GUGACAAGAUGACAACUCGUAUUUUUACCAAAGGAACCAGUGAGUCAUCCUGUUAACUCUGCUGAAAUACAUGCUUGCCCAUCGUCCUGCCACGUUAGCCAACCAACAUCACAAUGACUACUGAGAAUUUAGACCACAGAUUCAGUAGUCUCACCUGGGAUCAGAUUAAAAUCCUGGAUCAAGUUUUAGCUGAGGUCAUACCUAUUCAUGGGAGAGGAAAUUUUCCAACGCUGGAUGUAAAGCCGAAGCAUAUCAUUCACGUCGUAAAGGAACAGCUCAUUGAAAAGCAGAUCAAUGUGAGAGAUAUCCGUCUGAAUGGUUCGACAGCCAGUCACAUCCUAGUAAAGCAGAACGGAACCAGUUAUAAGGACCUAGACAUCAUUUUUGGGGUGGAACUUCCAAGUGAGCUUGAAUUCCAAGUUGUUAAGGAAGCAGUUCUUAAUUGCCUAUUGGACUUCUUGCCAAAAUGUGUUAACAAGGAAAAAAUCACUGCUCAGACCAUGAAAGAUGCCUACGUACAGAAGAUGGUCAAAGUCUCCACCAACCACGAUCGCUGGAGUCUCAUCUCACUGUCAAACAACAGCGGCAAGAACGUAGAGCUAAAGUUUGUCAACUCACUCAGACGGCAGUUUGAGUUUAGCGUGGACUCCUUCCAGAUCAUACUGGACUCCAUACUGAAUGUUUACAGAGCAACAGACUGUAAACUGACAGAAGACUCUCACCCCACUGUCAUCGCCGAGAGUAUGUACGGAGACUUCGACAAAGCAAUGGACCACUUGAAAUACAAACUGAUUUCCACCAGGAACCCAGAGGAAAUCAGAGGAGGCGGCCUCCUGAAGUACAGCAAUCUGCUGGUUCGUGACUUUAAGCCAGCGGAUGAGGCUGAAAUUAAAUCUCUGGAGCGUUACAUGUGCUCCAGGUUCUUCAUUGAUUUUCCAGAUGUUGCCGAGCAGCAAAGGAAAAUUGAGUCAUAUCUGCGCUACCACUUCAUCGGGGAAGAGAAAAGCAAGUAUGACUACUUGAUGACUCUGCGCAGAGUUGUAAACAAGAGCACAGUCUGUCUCAUGGGACAUGAACGAAGACAAACUCUGAAUAUGAUCACAGUUCUGGCUUUAAAAGUACUCGGAGAACAAAAUAUCAUCCCAAAUGCAGCCAACGUAACGUGCUAUUAUCAGCCUGCUCCAUAUAUCAGUGACAGAAACUUCAGCAAUUACUACGUUCCUCACGGACAACCACCUAUCAUCUACCAGCCAUACCCAUUUCACAUGCAAAUGCAAAGCGGCAUGGUUUAGAAACGUGAUAACGUCCUCAGCACUUACACUUCUCUCUCUUUCCAGUUCUCUCCAUAAUAAAGGCCUCAUUAAA